Messenger RNA from Raphanus sativus (radish), 2977 nucleotides. Its product is annotated as microtubule-associated protein TORTIFOLIA1. Gene Ontology annotation, molecular function: microtubule binding. Gene Ontology annotation, biological process: circumnutation; unidimensional cell growth; multicellular organism development. The record is from RefSeq and is a predicted model, not a curated record. Gene Ontology annotation, cellular component: cortical microtubule, transverse to long axis. The coding region runs from base 175 to 2784 and encodes 869 amino acids. NCBI's taxonomy places the organism in Eukaryota, Viridiplantae, Streptophyta, Magnoliopsida, Brassicales, Brassicaceae. The transcript has 4 exons.
UUAAAUCUUAAAAUUUGAAAAAAAAAAAAAGUUUGAGAAAGCUUGAAGAUUGAGCGACUCAUUUCCUAAUCCCAGUCUUAACCAUCGUUACUCUCUCCACUGUGACACAGAUCUCGUCUUCCUUCUCCAAAUCGCCUCUCUUAUUCUCCUCUCCUCUCAUCAGCAUUCUCAGAAAUGAGCACACCCACGACGUCCGCGAAGCCAACAAGACCAGCAAGGUCAUCAAGCGCAACAUCUUCUAGGUCAUCCUCCAAUCCCAAUCCCAGUUCCCUCACUUCGUUCCAAGCCAUGGUGGAGCAGAAGCAGAAGAUCCUCACCUCCAUCUCCAAACUCGCCGAUCGAGACACCUACCAGAUCGCCGUCGAAGAUCUCGAGAAAACGAUCCAAUCCCUCACCCCCGAAACCCUACCCAUGUUCCUCAACUGCCUCUACGACUCCUGCUCCGAUCCCAAACCCUCCGUCAAGAAGGAGUGCCUCCACCUCCUCUCCUACGUCUGCAGCCUCCACUCCGACUCCACCGCCGCGCAUCUCACCCGGAUCAUCGCGCAGGUCGUCAAGCGCCUCAAGGACUCGGAUUCGGGAGUCAGGGACGCGUGUAGGGAUACGAUCGGGGCUCUGUCGGGGAUUUAUCUCAAGGGGAGAGAGGAAGGGAGCAAUACGCUUGCGGUGGGGUUGUUCGUUAAGCCGUUGUUUGAGGCUAUGGGUGAGCAGAAUAAAGUGGUGCAAUCUGGUGCGGCGGUGUGUAUGGCUAGGAUGGUGGAAUCGGCUGCUACUCCUCCCGUUGCUUCUUUCCAGAAGCUUUGCCCUAGAAUCUGCAAGCUUUUGAGUAAUUCUAGUUUCUUGGCUAAAGCUUCCCUUUUGCCCGUCGUUUCGAGUCUCUCUCAGGUUGGAGCCAUUGCGCCUCAGAGCUUGGAGUCGUUGCUAGAAAGUAUUCAUGAUUGCCUUGGAAGUACAGAUUGGGUAACACGAAAGGCUGCGGCUGAGACCUUAACCGCAUUGGCAUCACAUUCUAGCAGUUUGCUAAAGGACAGAACAGAUUCCACUCUUGCGGCGCUUGAGACCUGUCGGUUUGACAAGAUUAAACCUGUCAGGGAAAGUGUGACAGAGGCCCUACAAUUAUGGAAAAAGAUUUCUGGAAAAUCUGUAGAUGGUGCUCCAGACGAGUCAAAGAGUUCAUCUGGUGAGCAGCUUGGUUCAGAGAAGAACGGGGAUAAAAGGUCUAAUCUAUCUGAUCUAAUGAAAAAGGAGGCAUCCAAUGGUUCAAUACUCUUACCUGAUUCUGCUUCUAAGGCAAAAGGAGGUCUUCCUGAAAAAGCAGCAGUCAUGUUGAAGAAGAAAGCACCUGCGUUAAGUGACAAAGAGUUUAAUCCUGAAUUUUUCCAAAGACUAGAAAGAAGGCAGUCCGUGGAAGUAGUAGUUCCUCGUAGAUGUAAAAAUGAAGAUGAGGAAGAAUCAGGACUCGAUGAUCUCAAUGCCAUGGGAUCUUCAAAUCGCUUCAAGAACAUCCAAUCAAAUGAUCAUGGAUUUCCAGAGUCUGCGAGUGAUAAACAGGUAAAAGGUAGGUCUGAUGGGAACAUAUCACAGGCAGGGACAUCUGCUGAUGAUAAGGCUGGCGUUGUAAAUGGAAAGCAGACAGCCGGGAAUCACGCCGCUAUCUCCGAUACUGAUAAUCAUUCUGAAGGAUCUUUUACAAGUAACAGAGGAAAUUGGACAGCGAUCCAGAGGCAGUUAUUGCAGCUGGAGAGACAACAGACUAACCUUAUGAACAUGCUCCAGGAGUUUAUUGGUGGUUCACAUGACAGUAUGGUGACCUUAGAGGGCAGGGUAAGGGGUUUAGAGAGGAUUGUUGAAGACAUGGCAAGAGAUCUUUCAAUAUCAUCAGGUCGUAGGGGUAAUCCCACAGCUGGAUUUGGCAAAUAUAAUAGCUUUGCAAACUACUCCACUGGAAAAUAUAAUGGCCGAGGUCCAGGGGAGAGAGGCUCACAACCUGAUGGAGCUAUGAGGGGCAGGAUGUGGGGUUCUGACAUGCCGGAUGACUGGUUCAUGCAUCAACAUGGUGCUUCCAGAAACGGACAAAACGGGCCAAGAAGAUCACCCCGGUCGGAACAAUAUCAGAAUGAGCACAUGGGAAAUGGCAGGAGAGGUUGGGAUAAUAAAGCAGCUGGGACUAUUAGAUAUGGUGAAGGUCCCUCAGCAAGAAGUGUGUGGCAGGCAUCAAAGGAUGAAGCUACACUUGAAGCUAUUAGAGUAGCCGGCGAGGAUGGUGCAGUCACUCGUCCAACACGAGUUGCGGCUGUCCCUGAAGCUGAAGCCAUGGGAGAUGAAGAAGGCGAAGGGCAGGAACGUGACCCGAUAUGGAGUUCAUGGAGUAAUGCAAUGCACUCACUCCGUGUUGGUGACAUUGAUUCUGCUUACGCAGAAGUCCUUUGCGCCGGUGACCAGCACUUGAUCAUCAAACUGAUGGACAAGACAGGGCCUUCUCUUGACCAGAUGUCAAAUGAGAUUGCAAACGAAGCUCUUAAUUUCAUCGCCCAGUUUCUCCUGGAUCACAAUCUCUACGACAUUUGCCUAUCUUGGAUUCAACAGUUGCUGGAAUUGGUUUUACAAGACGGUGCAGACACAUUUGGAGUUCCAAUGGAACUGAAGAGUGAUAUCUUGUUCAACUUACAAGACGCAUGUUCAACCAUGGACCCGCCUGAAGACUGGGAAGGUCCAGCGCCGGAAGAGCUGGUGAUGCAGCUGGCUUCAGUUUGGGAAAUCGAUCUGCAACAAUUCGACAAGUAAACUUGAGUUUGUGAGAGAUUUUGUCUUUGUCUGUUUCUCUUCCAUUAAAUGUUUUCGUAAGCAAAUGUCUUUAUGUCUGUAAAAGAUACAAUAUUGUUGGAUCAGAGCUUGGCUUUAGUACCGUUGUUCAUACAUAAACAUAAGACGUAAUCAUGUGGUCUCUCUAUUUCAUAAUUUCAAUGUCGUUUUAAAA